UGCCUACUGCCUCCUCCUCCUCUCAGCAGAUCCGAGGAGCCAGUUCGCACCUGAGGACUGAAGUCUACCUGUGGAUCCGCAGCCGUGAGCAGCACCAUGGGGGUCUCCACGUCCAGUCUCCUAGAUGAAACCAAGUCCGCCUACAUUCAAGGCCAAGCCGAAGCCGAGCUGAAGGAGUUCAGUCCGUACUACAGGAAGCAGUUCUCGGUGGCCCGGUUUGCUCAGGUGGAGGAUGAACUGGAACAGAACAAACAGAAGAUCACACAGCUGCUCAAACAGAAGGAGGCUCCAGAGGAGGGCAUCGUACUCUAUGAAGAAGGCGUGUGUUACUUUGAUGAAGCCAGGAAGUGGAAGGAGCGCUACGUUGUGGUGAGAGCCAACUACUGCCUGGAAUGUCAUGAAAGCCUGCAGUCUUAUGUUAAGGGAGCUCCUCCGCUUCACAAGCUGCUGCCUACAGGGGGCAAUGUUCAGACCACAGAGGAGAUGUACAUGGAAAUGGUGGACAAAUGCUAUCCUGAUGACAGCAGUGGAAAGGAGGAGUUUGCGCCUCCUCUGUCGGGAAUGCCGGGACAGUUUCCGGUCUACCUCCGUCUGCCCUACAGGAGGGAUUCGUACUUCUGCUUCAAGCAGCAGGCUAAGCAGGCCAACUUCCUCUCCAUCCUGUCAGACUGCAUCAAGCACCAGAACCAAGACUUCCUGAAGAAGAAAACUUGUGAAGUCCAGGCCUUCCUGAAAGCCGUCCAGCUCUACCGACAGGACAGAGGCAACUAUGAGGAGUGGGACAUGCUGAUCGGGAGCGACGUACGGGUGAUGGCCAACCUGGUGAUGGAGAAGCUGCUGCCGUCGCUGGGAAAAGACCUGCUGCCUCGCCUCAAAGCCAAGAAGACCGAGAGGAAGAGAGUUUGGUUCACUACGAUGGAGGCAGCGUACGUCCUGGUUCAGGAGCAUCUGCUGGCGGGACUGUCGGACCUGAAGGAGGAAUGCAGGAUGUAUGUCCGACAGCAGGAGGUUCUGAUGCACUCUGACAUGGACCAGAUCCUAAACACGAGACGGCAGCUGGAGGAGAAGAUCCAAGCCACAGUCUCAGAACCUGCGCAGCGACUAUGCUCCGAGUCCGUCCAGCCCUACCUGGGCUCCGUCCUGGAGGAACUGAUGGAACCAAUCAGCUCCGGUUUUAUGGACGGGCGACAGCUGAUCGAAACAAAGAUGGAGGAGGUGUGUCAGAGCGUCCUGCAGGGAGCAGACAAGAUGCUGAAAAAGGCUCUGAGUGAGAUGGCGAGACCCAACCUGCUGAGCUGCUACACGAAGAUCAGCUCUCUGCAGGACAAACUGAAGCACCUGCAGGAGAGAUUCGGUUUCUGCACCAUCACAGCAGUGAGCCAUGGGGCUCAGAUAGACCUCCAGCAGCUGAUUGAGAACGCAGCGUACACGUUCGAGCUGAUGCUAAUGAAGGCUGUGAAGGACAACCCAGAAACCACCGGAGCAGUCGUUGAGAAAGCCAAACACAGAGUCCUGAAGCAAUAUGACUACGACAGCAGCACAGUGAGGAAGAGGAUCUUUCAGGAUGCCCUGGUCUCCAUCACGUUACCCUUCAUCAAGAAGAACCUGGCUGACUCCUGCCAAACCGAGCUUCAGGGUCUCGAACACACCAUCUACCCAGAGUACUCCAACCUCAUUCACGUUGAGAACGUAUAUGAAAACAUCCUCCUGCAGAUCCUAGAUGAGGAGGUCUCCAAAGUGGUGAAGGAAGCAGCCAGCCUGAAGAAACACAACCUGUUCAAGGAGAGCAGCCGCUCCAGCAUCUCCUCCGUCUCCACACCCAACAGCCCUGCUCUGGUCCUGGCCUCCUCCAUCAAAUCCACCUCACAGGCUCCUCCGUCUCCUCUGGCCGUCAAUGGCCUGCCCCUCAGUCCCAACAAAGAGGUGGAGCAGCAGGAGAAACAAGUGCUGCAGAGUGAAGCUGUGGUGGAGGUGACCAAGACAUUGUUGGAAGAAGUGGAACUAACAGACGAUUCGCCUAGAGCCAAUGGCUGUCAGAAGGCAGAGCUGCCAGAAGAAGCUGUCCAAACUGUGAAGGUAGAAGAACUGAAAACUCCACCUUCAGCAGAGACAUACGUCCUGUCAGAGACUGGAGAGACCCAAGAAAACCUCUCUGACCAAGCAGCACAACCUGAAACUGAGAACACCCAGAGAACAGAAAUCACUUCAUCAGAACCUUCUGCUGCUGCAGCAAGUCCAACUGCAGGAGCUACAUGGACAGAAGCUCCAAGGCCGGAUGGAACCAAGGAACCCAUGGAGCUUCCAACAGAGGAAAUCGGAUCUCAACUUGCAGCUGACAGCAUGGAAACGAUGCAAAGCCAGAAGGCUGGAGUCAAGUUAGAGGCUCCCUCUGGUGGCGAAGAAGCAGAAGACAUCAGCCAGAAGGUGGAGGAAGCAGAGUCCCUCACCGUCUCAGAUCCCAACUCCCUGGACGUGUCUGUGGGAAGUGAAUCCCCACGUUCAGAUCUGGAGUUCAUAGGAGGAAUCUCAGAAACCUCAGACGUCUUAGAGGUUGUUCAGUCAUCCGUAAACCUGGAGGAAACAUCAGAGGACCAAACCUCAGCUGAAGAACCAUCCGCUGGUGCUCAGACGGAAGCUGAAGCAGGAACGACUGUGGAGACUCCAGCAGAACCAGCCGAUGCUACGUCUUCUCCGCCUGCUGGGGACAGUUCUGGCAGUCCCGGAGUCCAGCCACUGGACUGUGUGAAGGAGAUCCGCAACCUGGUGGUGGAGGUGAUCGAGGUGGAGGAGCCGGUGCAUCAUUAUCCAAAGCAGGAAUGAACUGAAGUGGGAACUUACCGCAGAAGAGGAGACUUAUGGUGGGGGGGUAGAGACAAUCUGCUUAAAUCACCGAGCAGAACCGUUUUAAAGUCAUGCAUGAAAACAUAGUAACUUAUUUAUUCAAAUCAUCUAAACUAAUGAUCCGAUUCUGGCUGAAAAGUUUCACAGGAAACUGGAUUUAGAGACUUUAUGGUGAAAGCAGUUGGUUGUAGUGAUCCGGUUUCAGGAUUUUUAUUCGUUACUGAUGGAUCAGAACUCCAUCCAAGUAUUGGACUCCAUUCUCCCAAACUCUUUGUUCCUUAACAGCACCGUACAGUCCAAACUCCUGGAGAAACUCCUGAGGUUCUGUUUCUGUCACCAGAACCCAGACCAUCCAGGAUUUAUAACCAGCCCAAUCUCCACCUUUACCAGUGAAGCCUACUAGUGUUUAACUGGGAUCAAGUGAAAUGAACUGGUUCCAGUUCCAGGCAGCGUUCAUGUGCCUGCAGGUUUUCUUCCAGCUUAGACACCUGAUUCACACGGUUCAGUUAUCUCCUCGUCGUCUCUUUAAUCGGGAUUCAGGAGCCUCGUCGCCGUCAGCCACACAAUCUGAUCAGUAGAUCUUAAUCUUCUUCAGGUCAAUUAGGGAACCAAAUAUGCAGACAGAAUUCCAGACCCAGAUGCUCACAGAUUGGGAUUAACAACCUGCUUCUUGAGGACUUCCCCAGUAGAUUUACUCCUGCUCAGAUUGUUAGUCUCUGUCUCCAUUUUUUGGUUUUAUAUCUAAAUAUUUAUUCAUUAACUGGAUUUAAUGGGAAUUUCAGGACAAGCUCCCAGUAUUUCUACUGAGCUCUGUUCAUCCCAUCCUGACAAAUGAGCAUCUUCUCCAGAAUCUAACACUCCUCGAUCAUCUCUGUCUGUUUUCUAACGCUGAGUUUUAAAGAUCCUCCUUGAGCCAGAUGUUAGGCUGCCGAGUGCCUUCACUGGACAUCACCACGAAGCCUGCCGCUGGAUGCUGUUGCCAUGGAGACAGGCCCAGAGUCUGGGAUUGUUAUCUGCAUCCUCCCCACCAAAAUGUCUGUAACCUGCACAGAGCGUCUUCCACAGAGACAGAAGCAGCAGGAAUGAGGAGAAACCAUUUCUGGCUUUAAUCCUUGGACUGGUUUCAUUUCCCAGUAAAGCAAACACAGCAUGA
Molecule: messenger RNA, 3994 nt
Organism: Girardinichthys multiradiatus
Lineage: Eukaryota; Metazoa; Chordata; Actinopteri; Cyprinodontiformes; Goodeidae
Gene: niban1a
Product: niban apoptosis regulator 1a
Exons: 14
Coding region: 97-2820 (907 amino acids)
Source: RefSeq, a predicted model, not a curated record